Messenger RNA from Acaulospora colombiana, 531 nucleotides. The record is from the annotation of a GenBank genome assembly. Lineage: Eukaryota; Fungi; Glomeromycota; Glomeromycetes; Diversisporales; Acaulosporaceae.
AUGCUUGGAGGUUCAGUUUCCGCAUUGAAGUGGUGGCCGAUUCACAAACUACGGAAAAUUGAUGCCGUAAUAUUAACACAUCCGCACGCUGAUGCGAUAAACGGACUGGAUGACCUAAGAGCUUGGACACUACACGAGGUCAUCCAAGACUCCAUUCCAAUUUAUCUCACAAAUGACACUUUGGACUCUGUCAAAACAUUGUUUUCAUACUUGGUAGAUUCGAAACAAGCGACUGGAGGAGGAGAUUUACCAAAGUUUCAAUGGCACUUGAUAGAUUCGCAGACACCUUUUACAGUCGAGGGAUUAGAAUUCACCCCUUUGCCCGAGCAAGCAAUUGACACAACGAGAAAUCUGAAUCCGAUACCAAAACGAACCUAUCUUGUAGGAUUUUCUCAUGCCGUAGAGCAUUACGAAUUGAUAGAGGAGUUGAAGAUGCUACAAGAAAAAGAACCCGAAUUAUGGGUUCGACCAGCGCACGACGGUUUAAAAGUUGAUAUUGAAGUUUUAUCGGUAUCAGAUUGGUCCGCAUAA